Parathielavia appendiculata is the source of this 2146-nucleotide messenger RNA. RefSeq lists its product as uncharacterized. Gene Ontology annotation, cellular component: chromatin. Lineage: Eukaryota; Fungi; Ascomycota; Sordariomycetes; Sordariales; Chaetomiaceae. The record is from RefSeq and is a predicted model, not a curated record. Gene Ontology annotation, biological process: protein sumoylation. Gene Ontology annotation, molecular function: zinc ion binding; SUMO ligase activity. Bases 42 to 2081 code for a protein of 679 amino acids. The transcript is spliced from 2 exons.
CUCACUUGCUUGUUUGUAAUUUCCAUCCUUACCCUAGCACGAUGGGACUCCCUGUCGAGUUCCUGCUGAAUCCUGCACCCAGCCAGCAUGACGCUCGCGGUGGAGUGCUUCAACCAGCCAUCAUCGAGAUCCAAGAGCCCUUGCCAUCGCAGAUACGCCCCGCCCCGCUGCCUGUUAGGGAUCAGUACACCGCCCACGCAAUAUCCCCCCCGGCCAUCCAAUCAGCAGCUUCGUCAACGGCGACGCAUACGGAGUCAAACUCAGCUACACCCUCCGCCGCGGACGCCCAAUCGAUUGACGGGUGGGCUGCUGAGGGCCUAGAUGUGCAGAAGCCGCUGAGAUCAGGGAUUGUUGCCGAGACUCGUCCUGGAUGUAGAACUGGGGACAAGCGAGACAGACUUGAGGACACUAGCGGAUGGCUCCGUUCAGUGAAGAAGGUGCGAGGAAACGCCCUAGAAGGGGGUCUGGAUCCUGGCGCCGAGAAACCUCGAACGUUUCUCCUCCGGCCCGACAUCCACUCUUCUCCGGGUCCUGGCUCUCCCUCUGCGUGUGUCUUCCCUUCCUACACUACGCCAGCACCGUCUUCUACCAGCGUGACGACAUCGGUUCCCUUUCAAGCGCCGAAAGAAAAUUCUCACGCAUCCUGCCGAGCCCUCAAUGGGACAGCGGCGAUACAACCUAUACGGGUAGCAAGGCCAUGCCAAACUCCCAGUUCCCUGCACUAUAGGCAGAUGACUGUUACUCCGACUCUGCGAUGGCCAGGUGGGGAGCUUCAACGAGAGCGACAGUUAUCUCAGCCGCAACUCGAUUGGCUGCGUUUUCAACAGGAUUCGCAGGUGGUUAAAAGCCUUCCCCAGCGACUUGGUCUCCAUACGACAACGCGUCGAGGAUCUCAGCCUACAGGGACGGCUACUCCCUUCCCCGCUAGUAGGGUUCGAGGUUGUAAAUCAACAACACAGCAGACACCACGAGGAGUCCUUCAACAACAGAGUGCUACACAAGCGAGAGGUCCUAUGCUACAGUUUUGGCGUGGCAAAGCCACACAUUUAGGAAUGCCGUACAGUCCGUUGAAAAAGUCGAUGAUGAUGCCUCGACAUCAAACUCACCUUGGUAGCCCAGAGCGGGUAAUCGAGGACGGCGGGACGGAGCGGCUCUACCAGGCUGUCAAGUCACUCCCUAUCGGACCGGCGCCUAUUCCUCCGAGGAAUAACAAGGUCUACGAGUUUCGCUUCGAGGUCACGGCGCAGCAGUUUGCAUCCAAACUACAAACGGUUGGGGACGCUCUGCCGAUGGUCAAAUUCACUGGUGCGCUGCAAUGGCGAGUCAGGUGUUGCAAAGUCCCGAGUUCACUGACGACUCUUGUUGAGGAACAGUGGGCAACGCUGGAAGUCAAUUGGCCGCCUCACAUAUUCAUAUCACUCAAUCAUCAGGCUCUUGACAUCCGCAGACAAACACACGACAGGAAAGACCCUGCUGUAGAAGCUACCGACUUCAUUAUCUGCGGCACGAACGUGCUCAGGAUUGUUCUUCUAAACACAGGGAGGGAGGAGGCAAUGGACCACUUCGUCGCCGUCGAACUGCUAGAGGCUCUUACCCGACCUAGCAUCGUCAACUUUAUCUGGUCUCAGGGCCUAAUCCCUGAGGAAGAGACCCUCGAGACGAUCAAACAGCGCUUGACCAGCGACCCCGAUGACGAUGUCUUCUGUGAGACACCCGACUUGUCGCUCGAUCUAGCGGAUCCUUUUAGCUCUACUAUCUUCAAGAUACCUGCACGCGGCAUCGCAUGCACUCAUAUAGAGUGUUUUGACCUGGAGACCUGGCUCGACACACGACCUUCCGAGCCGAGGACUAAGUGUCCACAUUGGCAGGCCAAAUGCGCCUGCUCCAACACGCCAGAGCUGUCGAGCCCAGAGAAAUGGCGGUGUCCAAUCUGCUCGAAGGACGCGAGGCCGUACAGUCUGCGUAUAGAUGGGUUUCUCCUAAAGGUGCGCCAGCAGCUAGAGAAAGAGGGGAAGGUGCAGGCCAAGUGUACUAUACGUGUUGGGGUGGACGGAACGUGGUCGGUUUUUCCCUACCCUUGAACGGCGCAGUCAAGCCUGCAGCAGCAAUGAUAUAAGCGGUGUUCCGCCCUAGUUUACUAAGUGAG